Molecule: messenger RNA, 472 nt
Organism: Saccostrea cuccullata (small rock oyster)
Lineage: Eukaryota; Metazoa; Mollusca; Bivalvia; Ostreida; Ostreidae
Product: CD209 antigen-like protein C
Exons: 4
Coding region: 5-472 (155 amino acids)
Molecular function (GO): signaling receptor activity
Source: RefSeq, a predicted model, not a curated record
GAAAAUGCACUUCAAAACUGGACAGCUUCUUGUUUUGGUGAUAUUAAGUUCCAUCCCCGGUCAAAUUUAUAUGGAUUCCACGAGAACAUGUAAAGGAGGAUGGGCCUCUUUCCAGUGGAGUUGUUAUUACUUUUCAACAUCAAAAGUUUCACUUAAAGAUGCAAUGUCAGCAUGUUAUGGGAUGGGCGCAGAAAUGUUGGAACUACAAAAUGCAAUUGAAGAAAAAUGGUUUGAUCUCCAAUUCCGACUACGAGGUUAUCAAGACCAGGUCUGGCUCGGUGCAAGUGAUAUCCAGCAAGAAGGAAAGUUUGUUUCUGUUUCAAAUGCAGAGAGACUACAUUACAGCCACUGGAUAAGUGGGCAGCCAAAUAACUCUGGAGGACUAGAACAUUGUGCUACAUAUUGGAUUCCAAAAAGAGGGAUGAAUGAUUCACCAUGCAAUCUCAAGUUUAAUUAUGUCUGCAAAAAAUAA